AAUUAUGUCAAUAGAGAGUUUGACAGAAUAACAGUUAAAGUACACCAAUAGAUCGGCGGUCUAUUUAACAAAGCAAAAAGACAUAUAUGAGACACAUACAUAAUAAUCGCCAUUGAUGAAACAUGGACUUGGACCAGAGUUUUCUGUCAGAGCUGCCACUGCAGCAUCGGCAGAAAGUCUGCAAGCAGAUCAGACAGAAGCAGAUUGAGAAGUAUGUGACGUUCAUACACUCAGAGAGGGGUCGUGAGUUGGAGCCACGCAAGACUAAUAAGAAGCGUGCCAACGUGAGAUUCUCCACGGACCAUCUGUUACAGAAUGCCAUUGAUGAGGGGGAUGACCUUCAAGUUGUUAAGUAUCUACAGGAAGGUGGUGAUCCCAAUUUCUUCACUGGCAAUGGGACCACGCUGUUACACAAGUGCGCCAUGGAGGACAACGUGUCUGCAGCAGACAUGCUGGUACAGAGUGGAGCAGACGUGAAUGUUGUCGAUGACGACUGGUGGACGCCGUUACACACGGCAUGUUCCUGUGACAGUGUGGAAGUGGCACAGCUCUUACUAAAUAAUGGUGCCAAUGUGGCUGCUAUUGAUGUUGACGGCUUCUUUCCUCUUGACUUGGCAGCUGAAGGUGCUGAGGUGAAAUCUGUGAUGCAACGACACCUGGAGCAGAUUGGUAUGACAGUGGACAGCUUGCAUCAGCAUCGCCAGAUACGUCCCCGGGACAUGCUAAACAACAUCAAGGGCCUGCCACUGGCCGCAGACAUCAACCAGCUUAAUGAAGAGGGGGUUAGCUUGUUGCACAUUGCCGCAGCCAAUGGUUAUCGAAGCUGCCUGAAAGCCCUGUUCAAAUAUAAUGUGGAUGUGAACAGGCUAGACUGGUAUGGCUGGACUCCCCUGCAUGUGGCUGCACGCUAUAACCAGUUGAGGUCAAUAGAGGUGCUUCUGAAGAAGAAAGCGAACCCUAACAUUGUGGACUCACUGGGAAGUAAGCCGUCUGCAGUCACCUGCUCCGAUGAAAUCAGAGCCAUUCUCAUCAAAGCAGAGAGAAAAUGUCAGACAGUUGACAACAGUUCUGUCACCGAGGACAAGGAUAAGACUAAUCUUGUCCACUCAGAUGAGGACAUAUCGGAUCACAGAGAGAGCGUGUAUGACGAGAUUGAGGAUGUGACCCAUUUACGACCCUUGCCCCCUGGGAGGCCCCCGCCCCCACCUCCACCCACUGUGUUCAGGAUCAACAGCAAGACUGUACGUACACGUCAUGUGACCAUCUCAAAGGAAGACGAGCUGCAGGAAGCCAAGGCCAUGUACGAGUAUGUCUCCUUCUCGAACUUGGAUGAACAAGAAGCAAAAACUAAGCCAAGGGGGACCACCAGGAAAGUGGGCAGAGACCAGUUUGAUGAUAAGAAGGAGACUGCUGGAGAAUCCAUGUAUGAACCCGUGGCCAUCUGGAAAUCAGGGGGUAGCAAAAAGGGAAAAUUGACUACAUGCUCUACAACAGACAAUCUCAUCACCUUGACAACCAUCAAAGAUGAGGCUGUGUUAAAGGAGCUACAAGUGCGUUAUGAGGCCAGCCAGAUAUACACACUCAUCGGCGAUGUCCUUAUUGCUGUUAACCCUUUCAGGGACAUUGAGAUUUAUUCAAAAGAUAUAUCUGAAAAAUAUCACAGUCGUGAUCCAGGCAUCCCUUUGCCGCCCCACAUUUAUGAGAUUGCAGAGAACUCAUAUCAGGCACUUCUGCGUGAAAAUCAAUCCCAGUGUCACGUCAUAUCGGGAGAAAGCGGGUCCGGCAAAACAGAGUCGUGUAAAUUAAUUGUUCAGCAUCUCUUGAGGGAUGCAGGCAGCGAGGAGACACAGCUCAGUGCAAAAAUAAACCAAGUGAAUCCCCUAAUUGAAGCCUUUGGCAAUGCUAUCACUCUGAUGAACAACAACUCCAGUCGAUAUGGAAAAUAUGUGGAACUGAAUUUCAACAAAAAUGGAAAAGUUGUUGGAGCGAACAUAUCAGAGUAUUUACUGGAGAAGUCACGAGUGGUUCAUAGGGGAGGGGAGGAGUGUAACUUUCACAUCUUCUACUGGAUGAAUGCAGGGCUGUCACCAGAGGAGGUCUCACUGUACAAACUGCAGAACAUGGAUAGGUUCAGGUACCUCUCUGGGACAAAGAUGGACCCUUCCUCCAGCAAUAAGGCCAAGUUCUGGGAGGUUAAGGACUGCCUAAAGUACAUCGGCUUUUCAACCAUGGACAUCACAAGCAUGCUUCAGAUUCUCUCCAUUGUUUUACACCUUGGGGAGAUCUCCUUCAAAGGGGUCGGCAAUAACGAUGCAGCAGUCAUCAGCAAUCAAGAUCAGCUGCAGUGUGUGGCUGACAUGCUGGAGGUGUCUGGCAAGGAGCUGGGGUCGGCGCUGGUGGCCGACUACACCAUGACCAGAGGUGAGCAGAUCAAGAAGGAGCGCACAGUGGAGCGAGCGGUGGACUGCAGGGACGCCUUGGCCAAGACACUGUAUGCCCGCUUGUUCAGCUGGAUAGUCAAUGGCAUCAACCAGCUCAUACAGCCUGGAGACCAGGGAAUGGACCUGCAGAUAGGGAUAUUGGACAUAUUUGGUUUUGAAAACUUUCCUGUCAACAGUUUUGAGCAGAUGUGUAUCAAUGUGGCCAAUGAGCAGAUACAGCUGUACGCCAAUGAGAACAUCUUCAACAGUGAACAGCAAGACUGCCUGUUAGAAGGUGUCCCAUUGGUCGAUAUCAACUACGUCAGCAACCAGGAGAUUCUGGACGUAUUUCUUGAGAGGCCUACGGGCCUGCUUGCCAUACUGGAUGAGGAAUCUUCAUUCCCGAAGGCCACUGAUAAGUCCCUGGCCAGCAAGCUCCAUAGCAACGUUGGUAAGAAGCACGGUCGCUACUACAAGACGCCACGUGAUGGAGGUUUGUGCUUCACCAUGGUUCACUAUGCAGGCUGUGUGACGUACGAUGUGCGGGGAAUACUGGAGAAGAACAGGGACAUGCUACCUAACAGUGUCCUAUACACCAUGAAAACUAGCAACAAGCUGCUGAUCAAGGAGCUUUUCCAGUCACGUGUCACCAGAACGGGCUCUCUGGCUCCCAGCGCUCGACAGCAGAGGUCAUGCAGGGCGACUGUCAAAAAGUCCUCGUCGCCAUUUGAGUUCUUCCGUAAACUAAAGGGAGGUAACAGAGAUGCAAAGAAGCCCAACAAGAACAUUUCAGUGGAGAAGAAAGGUCCUUCUACAAUGGCAUAUCAUUUCAGGAACUCCCUGACGGACCUUAUAAACAAGCUCCAGGUGGCAAAGCCUCAUUUUGUGCGCUGUAUAAAACCCAACACUAGCAAAGAGGCAUUCAAAUUCGUCCCCGACUACGUCCUGGCCCAGUUGCGAUACACGGGUAUCUCUGAGACUGUCAAGAUACGGAAGUUUGGUUACGCUCUACGGGUGACGUACCACGAAUUUCUUGUCAGGUAUGCAGCAAUAGUGGCGUGUAGCCUGCCUAGCUUCUGUCCGUCCAACAACCGACAGAAGUGUGAAAUGGUUGUACUGCAUCUGAAGCUGGAGAAUGUGCAGUUCGGGAAGACGAAGGUGUUUUUCAAGUUGGACCAUGUGACCUUGUUAAACCAGAAGGCAGUGGAGUUGGAAUAUAAAGUGACCAAGGCACAGUCUGUGGUUAGAGGUUUUCUUGGUAGACAAGUGUCUAAGAGGCUUUCUGUACAAAGGGAACAAGAGAGACAACUUGCACUGAAACAGGAAGAGAUAAAGCAAAUCACGAAGUCCCUGGAAGGACUAGAUGAUAUCAUCAGCGAAUACGACACCGUCUUCAUUUCCCCGGCCCCAGGAAAGGGUCAGCGACCUCCCCCACCAGCAUCCAAGCCCCCGCCCAGUCGAGUUAGAUCCCAGGUAACCACAGAUACAGAAUUCCCAGCACCACCGCCUCCCCUUGUACCUCCAGUGGCCAUGGCGAUGAUGGAAGACAUGUCCCAUGUUGACCCUUACAGCCUGUAUGAUGAUGCGGUAUCUACAAAUAUACCAGGGAUUGUGACUGCAGAGGUCACGCCUCAGCCAGCAAGGUUACCAAUGUCAAGGUUAAAUGAAGGGGAGACUACAGCAGACCUGUGUGAUGAUGCUGUUAUUCUGAGGACUGCUUCGAAAGAUCACGAUGUAGAAGGCACAGCCAUAGCAGACGACAUGAACGGUCAUAUACAGCAACGAAGUUUGCCUCCCACCCCCACCCACCAGCAUGUGCUUCAUUUCGACCCCUCGCGGCCCCCGCCUAGCCCCAGGGAGAUGUACACCCAGGGGAUGCACCCAGAUCAGGUGGAUCAUAGGAAGCAAGCCCCACCCCCUCCUAGGAGAAAUCCAGAGACACGUCUUAGCACCAGUCAACAAGGCACUUAUGAUGAUGUUGAAGUUGAGCAUGGGGCCCCUCAUCAAUAUUACGAGCAACAACAACAACAGUAUUACCAACAACAAAUAUCACAACAGUAUCCUGGUCACCCCGGCAACCAGUCACCCAGACACGUCCCUCAGUCACCUGGGUCAAGUCGUCCUUUCUCCUACGGUGCUCCAGGUCAACUGAUGUCACCAAAAUCUAAACCCGCAGACAGACCAGUAACAACACAUAUUGGGCCUAACAGUGAUCCAAACGAACAUUACCUGAAUUCAAAUCAGGCACAUUACAACUAUUACCCUCAAGGUGGUGACAAUCUCCAGCACAAUGGUCAAGGUCAUUUGCAGGACUCUCCGGUACAUUUCCAGGGUCAAGGUCAUAGAGGGAGUCAUGGUAGCCCAACAACGGGAGGGAAAUUUUCCUAUGGCGAUGCAAGCGUUCAUCCUGCAAGUCCAGCUAUGCAGUAUGGGAAGACUGAGUCGGUGUUUCAGCCCCAGCCACACACUCCUCCGCCCCACCGGCCUCCACCCCCACCCCCUGGGGCUGAGGUCUCCUAUGGGGUUCAAGGUCAGCCAAACAAGGCCAGGUUUCCCAGCCCCCACAACAGUCCUCGACAAGGGCGUCGCUCCACCCCUUCCAUGGAUGUGUUACCACGGCAACAGUCCUAUGAGGCUGGGCCCUGCUUGCCUGAACUUCCGCAAAGGUACUCUCAGAGGAGCCAAUCCGUACCCUACAGCAACGAUAACGUGCACAUGAUGCAUGACAAUUAUUCUAGGGGAAAUGUGGGGAAUGUUUUGCUUGACAACCGAUCUGAGUCACCCCCCCUGCCUCCCCCACCCCCCGAACUGCUGGAGGACUUUGCUGCUGCUUCUGCCCCUGUUGCCCCACAUUAUUCUGCUCAUUCUGGUUACGUGCCUCCUCCAUUGCCCCCACAAGGACAACCUGCCAUGAUAUCUUCUCACCAUCAUCUUCAGCAGCAGCAAUAUCAGCAGCAGCAGCAACAACAGCCAGUUGCAUCUCAUCAUCAGCAACAACAUCAUCAUCAGCAGCCAGCCGCCCCACCUCCACCACCAUUGACAUCUAUUCCGAAGAAGAAAAAUGAUGAGUCAUUGCCAUCAAAGGGGGAUUACUCUUAUGGACCAGGUGCUGGAGUCACUUCCCCUGGUAUAGCAGCUGGCAUUCCACCUGCACAAAGGGCGGGUAAUUCAGGAAGGAGAGAAAGCGAUUCGUUGACCGAUGGGAUUAUGCAGGAAAUUUCUAAAGUCCAGUUAAAAAAGACAGAAGGGGGUACAACUCCGUCUUUGAGUGGAAAUGGAGUGGCAGAGUUAUCUAGAAUACAGCUUAGACAAACAUCAACAAGACUUAAACUGUUAGAAAGAGAUGGUAUUAAGACUUCCCCUGAGGAGGCCCCCACUGCCCUGGAAAUCCCCCCUGCGAAACCCCUUCCUGCCGCCCAGCCAGGGCAGACAACUCAGUUCCAGACGACACCUGACCAGCAGACUGAGAUUGUCUCCCCUGCCCAGGCAGUGAACUUGUUUGAGAAGAAAGCGGGUAAAGGUUCCAAAGACUCAGCUAUGGAGAUUUCAUUAGAUGAUAUAGAUGUGAGUGAGAUUCCAGGCUACAUUCCAGUAACAAAAUCAACGCCAAUAUGGAAGAGGGACAUGAUAGAAAAGAAGAACCAGGAAAAGCUAGAAGAAUAUAUUGCAAAGAAGAAGAGGGAGAAAGAAGAGGCAGAGAAAUGGAAGAAUGUGCCGGCCUGGAAACGCAAGCUUCUGGUGGAGAAAGCAAAGGAGAGCGAUCAGAAGUCAGAGGAGGAAAUGAAAAAGAUGAUACCCACUGCUGCGGAUGAAGAGGCCAACAGAAAACGACGGGCCAAAGAAGCUGAGGAGGAGAGAAAGGCCCGUAUUAAGGAGCAACAGGAAAUGGAAAAGAAGAUGCAGGAAGAAAUGCAGGAACUUCCAGAAUGGAAACGAGAAAUAAUGAUGAAGAGGGGAGGAGCAAUCAAGAACUGGGCGGAUGAGAGGGAAGGGCAAAAUGACCAGGAGAUAGCAGAGCAGGAACGGCUUGCUGCAGAGGAAGAAGCACGUGCCAAACCCCCUUCACCCGUACCUCAACAAGCCAAAUCUCCCGCGCAGCCCUCCAAACACGUGGAGCCCUCAAAACACGUGGCCCCUACAAAGCAUGUGCCAAACACCACAAUUCCCGUGCAGGGGUCUGGGGGUCACGUGCAAAAUUCACCUGCCGCUCAGCCAGCUAAAAAGCAAGCAGCCGUAAAGGCUGACACUGAUAACCAAGUGCCUAAGGUGUUCGCACAAAAAGCAACUCUUGUAUUAAAACAACAAAACCAACCGGAUGUGGUCAAGUCCUCCGCACCGCCACCUAGCGUGGACGAAGGCAAGCUAGAAGAGGACUGGGACAGUCUACCGCUGUGGAAGAGAGAGAUCAUGAUGAAGAGGGGAGGAGCCAUUAAGAACUGGGGCGACGAGCGGGAGCAGGUCAAUGUGCAAGGGGAAUAACUACAAAAUAUACGAUUCCGUUUCCGUUUUAAAUUGUCUCCCUUUGAAGCGUUGCUAUUAGCGUUAAUUAAGCGUUGUCAUGCCGCAAAAAAGUUAUGAUCGGUAAAAGAGCCUUUUUUUCGAGAAAACAUUUUUAAGUGAGAUUAUAUUGAGGAUAUUUGUUUCCGGUGUUAAUUAAGUCCCUUUUUAGUCAUAAUUCUAAUAUUAAUCAUUUACAGAAACAAUAUUUUUGCUUGUAUUCUUUUGAAUCUAUUCUACAUAAAAGCAUCGAUCAAUGUGUGGUAUAACACAUAUGUUAAUUGCCAUACCUCACUUCUUAAAAAAAAGCAUAAUGUAAAAAUAUCAAAAUAAACAUUUUUAUUGAAAUACUGCUUACGUACAAUCAAACUUGGUUGCCUUUUCGUUAAUUUUGAGCAGCAAGUAAACGUUCCGGCGCUGACUGGCAUUGAACUCAUUAUAGACUUUAAAAUCAUACUGUAAAAAGCCUAUACAAUAAUGCAUCAAUGUUGUAGAUUUUAUUAUGGUUGCAGUAAUAUGCAACAAUAAAGACCCUGUGGGAUUUAAAUAAAAGUAAAUUCCUAUCGUUGAAAACAUAUGAACAAAAGUAACAAUAUAUUACCAAUUGUAUCGUAGUUUCUGAAUGUGUUAAUUUUACAUUUGUGUUGGGUAAGAACAGAUUGUUAUUAUUAACGUUUUUAUUAAACGUACGAAUACAGACGUAUUCAAUAAAAAAAUAACAAUGUCAAUGUAUUUAAAUGAAAAUUACUUUUAUUUGUCAGGAUUUCUUCAGUGUUGUUUACUUUAUGUUAUUUCAUAAAAUGAUCGUUUUGUUAAAUAUGUACAUAUUAUUCAGUUAAAUUAGUUGUAAUGAUUUGUAUUUUUGGUGAUUAAGAAAUAACAUUUUUGAUUUUGAAAGUUGUGCUUCUAGUCAUUUGUUUGUUUGUCCGUGGAUGUUAAGUGUACGUCAAUUACUUUUUAAUAAAAUCAAUGAACGUAGUAUUUUAAAAUUUCAUUAACAACAUGUUGACCUUUGCGAUGAUUUUAUAUUAAUGCGAUUUUAUAUAUUUUAGUAUUGUUUAUAUAGCAAAAGCUUUUGUUCUUGCAGGCUAUUUCUUUUUUCUUUCCUGUAUUCGCAAGUUGUGUUGUUUUUUAUGUGUCAAUGCUAUGUCCUCAUAGAAUGCAUGUGUGCGUUUUUUCAGUAAAUUAAAUUAAGGAAAAGUGUAGAGUAUUCUUAUUGUUGCGACUUGAUGGGCUAAAUAGGUUUUGAACAUGAAGUAUAAAACUAUUUAAUAUAACAAUUAAUUAAUUUCCCAUUUGCAAUCCAGGUAUUGUUAUCAUAACACUACAAAUGCAUGGUAGUUGAUUUAAAACUUGUUAAUUAAUUUGGACUACAAAUGUACAUGUGCAUGUACACAUUGUUUACACGUAAACUAUGAUGCGCAAUAUAAAGCAGUUUAGAGUAAAAAGUGUUAUAACAUAUAUUCACUUUUUUAUUGAUUAUAAUGUCUUAAUUGGGGGGGGGUUGUUACGAACAGAUAUAUUUAUAGAAAUCAAGCUUAAAGUGAAAUUGAAGCAUAAACAGUAUGUAAACUUGUUUUAUAAUAAAUGUAUAAAAACUUUAGAA
Messenger RNA from Dreissena polymorpha, 8523 nucleotides. RefSeq names its product unconventional myosin-XVI-like. The record is from RefSeq and is a predicted model, not a curated record. Gene Ontology annotation, molecular function: cytoskeletal motor activity; protein binding; ATP binding. Gene Ontology annotation, cellular component: myosin complex. The transcript has 49 exons. Bases 123 to 6899 code for a protein of 2258 amino acids. NCBI's taxonomy places the organism in Eukaryota, Metazoa, Mollusca, Bivalvia, Myida, Dreissenidae.